Messenger RNA from Papilio machaon (common yellow swallowtail), 633 nucleotides. RefSeq lists its product as uncharacterized. The record is from RefSeq and is a predicted model, not a curated record. NCBI's taxonomy places the organism in Eukaryota, Metazoa, Arthropoda, Insecta, Lepidoptera, Papilionidae. The coding region runs from base 1 to 567 and encodes 188 amino acids. The transcript has a single exon.
AUGAAGAUUCAUGUGAUUCAAACUAAAAUAAUUUUAAUAUUAUUUGUAAUAUUUCUACCUUCUUGUUUAUCAAACGAAGAGGAUUUAUGUAAUACAAUAACUUCUUGUUCUGGAUGUUUAAGAAAAAGUUUCUGUACAUGGUGUGUGACUAAAAGUCGGUGUACGAAACAAUCUUGUGGCAAUGACAAUGUUAUUUAUCCGAAAAACGUGGCAGCUCUUAUGUCAGGUGAAACUUUCUGUCCAAGAGUCGCAGAUACACAGGAGUUAGUGUUAAAGAGUGGAAAGAGACAAAAGUUAUCUGUGAAAAUAACUCAGAUUUAUUUGUAUAUGGCAUUCACUCCGUGGAAAUGUAGAAUUAAUGUCAAUGGAAAGGAGCAUGUUAUAAUUGCAACACUAUUAGUGGAUACAGUUUAUUGCGAAUCGUUUGAAUUCAAAAAUGAAUCGGAAGAGCCUUCGGUGAGCGGCAGUGUGACAGUUUUGUGGGACUACAACAAAGCGUUUGACGGAAAUCUUCCCUUUAAAGUGUGCCGCUGUGAUUUGGACAGUUCGUGCAUUGCUUGUACCUAGUCACUUUGUUUUUACAUAUAUUACAUAUACAUAAUAUAAUGAUACUCAUAUUUAAGUAUAUUUUAU